GCCCCUUUUGGGCCCUUGGACACCUUCCUGCCCUCCCCGCCCACACCCACCACCACUGUACGGACCCAUCUCAUCCGCAACCACCACCCCAGCAACCCCCCUGUGCAGGAUUGCAACGCCGCUCGCCGCUCGCCGCUCGCCGCCCGUUAUCGCCCUUCCCCCUUGGACCGCCCACGCACUCUCCUUCUACACGACCUUCUAUUCAUUCUUACGCAUCCUCCUCUGUUCAGAUUGCCAGAUUCCCGACAAGCAUCACAUCAUUCUUGGACACGACGGCAGACACUUGUAUCAUCAACAAACACAAUCGACACUUGAAAGGAGACGAGGACCCUUUGAUCCCACCCGCCUCAAUUCCUGCCUACCGCCUCCCGCCCCUUUCGCCUCCCUCCCUCCCCCCCUUUGCCCUGUCCAACCCACAGAACAAGCCUCGUCUUGACAUCCAACACCACACUCGUUCGUUCGUCGUUCUCGCGUCCAACUCUUGUCGACUUCUACGCGUCUGCAUCUCGACAAAGGCAAUGGCUCGUCAAUAACAUUUGGCACCUCGCACGACACCGCCUUGAUCGUCCUAGCCCGCCGCGACCUUUCCUCUUUUCACCCGCCUCUAGUCACGCGUCGCCGUCGACUGGCACCCCUUCACCAUGAUCAUCCCACCCGACCCAGAGAAGGACCCAAACCUCUUCGCCGAGUCGGCGUCGAUCCUUGACGACGACCAGAGAUUAGUAGACGUGCCUCUCCCCCCAGAUGCCGUCUACCAUCCUCAGUCGGCGCCGACGGUCCUGGCCACGUACCCCUACGGUUCUUACUCGGACGAGGACUUUACGUGGCAAGAGACGCUUCCUCCCUAUGAAGGAAGGCGUGUUCGCGCGCGCCCCAUCUCGUCAGUAGAGGAGGAGACCACGACAGCGUCCGAGGCCAGCACAUCACGCGUGUUCGGAGUAGCUCAACCACCACGCCGCCCCCGCACGUCGGUUCUCGUGCGACCAUCAUCGCAGGCCUCGGUUUCAUCUGGCUCUUCAUCGGGCAUCGCACCAUACCCCGACUUGUUGACAGCAAGGAGACCCACCUCGAGCAGGGCUCCCGCUUCCAGCCCCACGGCAGCGUCAUUAAUCAGCGAGCAGUCGACAAAGACUUGGGAGGGGUUGAUAUACACUGGCCGAAGAAAACGAAAGAUCUUCGGUGUGCCGGUCCCCAACCUUCCUACCAUCCCCAUUGCCCCAGAGGUUCACGACAUCUGGCACAAGUACCGCAAGUGGAUCAUUGCUGGUUUGAUCUUCCUCGCCACCCUUUUGGUUCUUACCAUUGGUUUGGUUGUAGGCUUCAGUACCGCGUGGGCAGCAAAGUACAAGCACAAGCGUCCACCCGGGUACCGGCCAUGGUACGACAAAGGAGGACCCCCCAACGCGUCUUGGCAGAUGCCGGAUCUCAACUUGACCUACAUCCCGGACAGGGACGGACCCAGUCCUGCCGAUGGCACACCCUCAAACUGCAACGUGUUUGUGCCCCUCAACGACUCUGCAACAGUCUCUCAGCUGGCCAACCUUGCUUCUCCCUACUUUGAAAACUACAUUUCGACCUUUACCUACCCCCUUGAUGCCCUCAACGACACAGUUUCCUCCCUGUCAAAUGACCUGUACUUCAUCGCUCGUGGCCUCGCCGCUAGUGGAACCAUCGAGUUUGUGGGGUCCAAGUCUCCGCCCGCCGUGGUCACAGGCGGUACAGAAGGCCAACUCCAGGUCGACGUCAUCGCCCGCAUCGCUGUUGGCCUCAACUUGACAAAGAUUGUCAAUGUCUGCCAGAUGGACCGCGACGAUGGCUCCACUGGAGUGGGGAUCUACACGCCGAUUCGCACAGAUGGCGGUGCCGACAUUCCUGGUCUGCUUGACCCUCUUCGAACACCGGCAUUCCACGUUAUUGUACGCGUCCCACCGUCAAUCCUCAAUACGUCGAACCCCCAGUAUGCCUAUCUGCCAAAGGUCAGCCUCGACCUUACGGCCAUGGCCACGCGUGUUGGUGAUCUGCACGGCGUGGCUUCGUUCGGAACCUUUGGCGUCACUGCUCACUGCCGAGGUGGUGCCGUGGUUGCGGACUACCUUGAAGCCGACACCCUCAACAUUUACGGAGCUGAAGGCACUGUCCAAGGCACCUUCAACAUCUCUUCUUCGCUCAUGAUCAACUCGACCAGCGGAACAAUCUUUGCCAACGUUUUGCUCAAUGAUCCUGGGCUUGAUGUCGACAAUUCGACAACACUUGUGACCGAUCUCCCUGGCCCCAAGCGACGCGGGCUGUCGCAUGCGACCAACUACCCUGCCACAGGCUUCCACCCCUACCCCACCCCGGCUCAGAUGGACGCUGCUGCCAAUAUUGGCCCACCCACGCACUCCGUCAACACCACCUUCACCACCAAGGCGGGCUUCAUCUUUGUGGCCUACUUGCACCACCCUCCAUCGACGGCUUUGCAGGCCCUCGUCGCUUCGCAGUCGGGCAUGGUUGAUGUGUCCAUGCACCCCAACUACGUCGGUCCGUUCGCCGCUGCCAACGUUUGGGGCAGUGUUCGACUCCCUCCUCCUCUCCCAUCCGCCAAACUCGAGGAUCCACUCCACCUUGGACGCACGCGCCUGCUUGUCCAGGGUGACCUCGACGUGUCGGACGAUACCUUCUUUGCCAGCCACGGCAUAAACUCUACCACUACCGCGUCGUCAACUACGAUUGUGACGGGCGCCGUGUAUUGGGGAUACGCCCAGCAGGCGUCGACCAUCACGCCAAUGAAGGUUCAGAGUGGCCAGGAGGGCGGCAACUCGGCCCUUGUCGCUGUAGCCAACCUAGGCGACCUGCAAGUCACCUUUGACGGCGUAUAAUCCCCUACACGGACACACACGGAAAUUGUGCCUCUCUGUUUCAUUCGAUUUUCUUUUCUCCCAUGGGUUUCCAGGUCUAGAAGUACAUCCAAUCUGUCUUAUCACGCAACUGCUCUUCGCAACACCACCCCCAUCAUCCAGCAUCCAAUCCACACACCCCCAAAACGCGAACCAGCCAGUGAUAAUUUUGUUGCCGUAGUCGAAACCAAGCUUGUACACGAGAAUACCCACUCGCCCACUGUACAUUACUCUGUCAUGCACCCACGUUGUGCCA
Molecule: messenger RNA, 3132 nt
Organism: Vanrija pseudolonga
Lineage: Eukaryota; Fungi; Basidiomycota; Tremellomycetes; Trichosporonales; Trichosporonaceae
Exons: 2
Coding region: 642-2858 (738 amino acids)
Source: RefSeq, a predicted model, not a curated record